This is a messenger RNA of Syzygium oleosum, 710 nucleotides long. RefSeq names its product TMV resistance protein N-like. Gene Ontology annotation, biological process: signal transduction. NCBI's taxonomy places the organism in Eukaryota, Viridiplantae, Streptophyta, Magnoliopsida, Myrtales, Myrtaceae. The transcript has a single exon. The record is from RefSeq and is a predicted model, not a curated record. Bases 72 to 710 code for a protein of 212 amino acids.
AAAGUCAUGCCUGUGGCUAUCCAGAAGAUACCGAGAAGCUCCAAUGUCGAACAAAAUCUCAUUGGUCGCGAAUGCCAUUUCCUGGAAGCCACAGCCAAGUAUUUUAUCGGGGAGCCAAUGGAGUAGCUUACCUUUUAAGAUCUCGGUUCAUCCUUAAGCACCUUCAUUUUCCAAAAUUCCAAGCAAACACACCAGCAUCUGCCUUGUUUCACCAAAUUCUAAUGGCAGCUGCUGCUGCUUCUUCUUCAAAACCUAAGAGGAAUUACGAUGUCUUCUUGAGUUUCAGAGGUACCGACGUUCGCAACAACUUCGUCAGUCAUCUUUACACGGCUCUAGACCAGCAUGGUUUAUUCACUUAUAUCGAUAACGAGGAACUGAAGAAAGGACAGAAAAUAUCGCCGGCACUUAUGAAGGCAAUCGAGGAAUCGCAUGUUGCAAUCAUCGUUUUCUCCAAGAACUAUGCUUCCUCGCCGUGGUGUUUGGAAGAGAUGGCGAAAAUCAUGGAGUGCAAGGCACAUAACGACCUGAUUGUGUUGCCAGUGUUUUACAAAGUGGAGCCAAGAGAAGUGAGAGGGGGGAGAGAGAGUUAUGGGAGAGCUAUGGCGAAGCACGAGUCCAACUUUGGAAAGGAUUCGGAAAAAGUAAAGAGAUGGAAGGAGGCUCUCUUUGACGCCGGUAGCUUGUUUGGGUGGGGCUUGAAUGAUGGGUAA